AUGUUUUGGAUUUUGUUUCUGGCUGAUCGCCAAAUAACCACAGACUGGAGUCAAUUCGCAUCUGAAGAUAUGCUUGUUUCGGCUUGCGAAGUAUGCGAUUUGGUUGUAGAUAAAUUCAGAAAAGGAGAAAUAAAUGAUCUUCUUCCUCAAAAUAAUACAGAAUGCGCAGACAGUUCAACUACAAAUCCAUAUUGUGGACUUAUUAAAAAUAUAACAUCAGAUAUUAACGCUACUUUCAAAAAUAAAAUCCCAAGAAAUGCUUGCGAGAUCAUUUCACCCUGUGUUUCAUUUUCUCAAAAAGAAUUUACUGGAGAAUUAUGUUAUCCGUGCAGAUUUUUAUAUCAUUUCUCAAUUAUGGUCAAUGUUACUGACAAAGUGCAAUUUAUUAAAAGAUUUUGCACCACAACACGCUCUACGUUUGCUGCAUUAUGUUCUCGAAUUGAAUCCGAUAAUACUGGAAAGUUCUGGAAUAAUCUCCAAAAAUCUAAAAAUUCUCUUCAACAAUGUUAUCCAUUCUGCCGUAAAGCAGAAGAUAGACAAGCUAGAAUGAAGAGAUCUCAUAGAUUUGACAGAGAAUUAUAA
Messenger RNA from Trichomonas vaginalis G3, 582 nucleotides. RefSeq lists its product as uncharacterized. The record is from RefSeq and is a predicted model, not a curated record. The coding region runs from base 1 to 582 and encodes 193 amino acids. The transcript has a single exon. Lineage: Eukaryota; Parabasalia; Trichomonadida; Trichomonadidae.